AUGGUAAACCUGAGGAGGGCGUGGGACACCUGCAGAGAGAUCCCCGUCAUUCAAGACGGAGAGAAACCCAGAAAGCGAGUCAAAUGCACUCAAUGGCUUUCCUACACCAUUGUCGGACUUCUUGUGUUUGCCCUAACCUUUUUCAGUAAGUCAUCGUUACUGCUCUUGAUCACACUCAUGCGCAAAGACACACUGACAAAGCCACGCACGGUUGUCUGCCUUGGCGGGGUUCUGAUCGCUCCCAGCAUUCUGCUGUUCAUAAAGAGCCUCUGGAAGUUCAUGUUCAAAGGCUCAGAAAAACCCUCCUGCAGUACGGUGUUAUGGGUGCUGUGCAUGGAAACCAUGGUGGCCCUUGGGGUCGCAGGUCUCACCAUUGUGGCGAUGCCACACUUCGACAUCGUCACCAAUGUGAUGCUGCUGAACAGCGUCAGCAUUUUGUCGGCAGUCCUGCAGGUGGCAGCUCAGUGCAAGGCUCAGGAGAGGAAAAGGUUCAUGAUCCCCCCACUCAUCUCUGUCAUCCUCGUUGUCUCUGGCUACGUGUUCCUCGUACUCGGCUAUUAUCAGGACAAAGCUGAAAAGGAGGCUUACCUAUGGAUUGGUGUUGCCAUUGCGGGGACACUGUGCGUUUCUCUGAACUGGUGGGAGAAUUUCAGCACCCUCUUUAAGGUCACCUUCUUAGACAAUAUAGCCAGAGACAGUGCCAAGUCCAGAAAUGUUGUGUGUAUCCUUUCCAGCAUGGUCCGAAUCCUGGUCACGGUGGCCGUGGUGGUGGUCUACUUCCCACUAUCUGGUCUAAACUGGUCAUCGGUGCAGGCUGCCCUGCAGCAAAUAGAAGCAGUUACCUUAGGCCUGACCGCAAUCCAAGUCACCUGCUCUGCAGUUUGCCAUUGGUUUGUGGUGGUGGCCUGCAAAAUGCAUGCGCACAGACUGAGCUUUGUCGUCCCGAUGCACCUAGCCUCACUUGCUGUCCUGACAGGCUUCCUAACAAAUGUCCUGAUCACUCCUCAGAUUUGUCAGGUUUCCAGCAACUGUACCGCUUUUCAGGACAGCAAUGGAAACCAGGAUCAAAUCAGUAUGUUCGACCAGCUCAUAAGGAACGUCAGCCAAACCUUCUAUGACCGCUCCAUAGUGAGGAAUUCGGACACGAUAGGUCUAGUUUUUCUUGGCAGCUCAGCACUCUGCUGGUGGCUGAGUCUGGUGCUGUGCACUGUGUACAUCUGGUCCCUCAAGAUCCAGCGCAUAGAGCGGACCCAGGACCUGUUCGUGCGCCGUCUGUACGAGGCAGCCCUCCUGGAGCAAGCCAUGCUGCUCAACACGCGCUUCACUCUCCUCAAGAAGAAAAAAGAAAAGCGAAAUAAGGAUGCUGUGAUCGUGUACCUGUGUGCUACCAUGUGGCAUGAAACCUACGACGAGAUGAUGAAAAUUAUUAUCUCCAUGUUCAGACUGGACAAGUACAGGCCAAGGACCAAGUCACAUACAGACGUGACCUUUGAGUCCCACAUUUACUUUGAUGAUGCUUUCACAGACGUGGAGGGGAGCAGGGAGCGCCAUGUUAAUGAAUAUGCAGAGACUCUGGUAGAGGUCAUCAAGGAAGUCUACAUGAUCUUUAGUGAGGAGGACACCUGUAUCUUUAAGAAGAGAAAACCACUCCCCUGUCAGAAAAUUCUACAAACCCCAUAUGGAGGUCGCCUGAAAUACACACUUCCUCAUGGCAAUGUGCUGAUGGUCCACUACAAGGACAAACAGCUGAUCCGACACAAAAAGCGGUGGUCCCAGAUUAUGUACCUCUACUAUUUACUUGGCUGGAAACUCAACAGCAAGUAUUCCAGGCGGUUUAUGGAAGGUGAAAGCGAGGACACGCUGAAAGAGAAGCUAAAGAAAGAAAAAGAAAACACAUACAUCCUGGCACUGGAUGGAGACACAGACUUCCAGCCUGCUGCCGUCAUGCUAUUGGUUGACCGGCUCAAACUGUACCCAGAAGUGGGCGCAGCCUGCGGCAGGAUUCACCCUACUGGCACAGGUCCCAUGGUUUGGUACCAGAAAUUUGAGUAUGCUGUUGGCCACUGGCUGCAGAAGACUGCAGAACAUGUGUUCGGCUGCGUGCUCUGCAGCCCGGGCUGUUUCAGCCUGUUCCGUGGAGCCGCCCUCAUGGACGACAACGUCAUGAAGAAAUACACAACCAAGCCUUGCGAGGCCUCCCACUACGUCCAGUACGACCAAGGCGAAGACCGCUGGCUGUGUACAUUGCUGCUGCAGCAGGGAUGGCGGGUGGAAUACAACGCCGCCUCAGAUGCCUACACCAACGCCCCCCAAGACUUCAAAGAGUUCUACAACCAGAGACGGCGCUGGGGGCCAUCCACCAUGGCCAACACCAUCGACCUGCUGGGGUCCGGCACGCUGACCUCACAGAGAAACAGCUCCAUCUCCAAACCAUACAUUCUCUACCAGAUCAUCAGCAUGGCUGCCUCCAUCCUCGGCCCGGCCACCAUCUGCUUGAUGAUUGCAGGAAGUUUUACCUUCAUUUUGUCCAUGCAUCCCAACCAUGCACUUAUCCUGGCCACGGUGCCACCCGUUAUUUACCUUAUCCUGUGCUUCAAGCUGAAGGCUGACACACAGAUCACCAUAGCAGCCGUUAUGAGCGUGUUCUAUGCGUUCCUCAUGACUGCAACCAUCCUCUCUGUCGUAGGCCAGAUGGUUCGGGAGCAGACCUUUAUGACACCCAGCGGCCUUUUCUUCAUUGGCAUGGUCCUGAUGUAUGUGGUGACUGCAGCACUUCACCCCCAGGAGUUCCCCUUGGUCGCUUUCGGCUUCGUGUACUUCCUGUGUAUUCCCAGUGGCUACCUCCUGCUUGCCAUCUACUCCAUAGUCAACAUGAACAACGUGUCCUGGGGUACCCGCGAAAAGAAGAAUCUGUUUGUCUUCCAAAGAGAGGAUAUUCCUGUGUGUCUGAUGCAUUUCAUCCCUUUUGUUUCCUAGGAGGAGGAGCAUUUUUGGAUAGAGCUUCAGGAGCGGUACCUGGAGCCGCUUGCUGAAGACAAAGAAAAACAGCAGAAAAUUGCCAAGGACCUGAAAGAGCUCAGAAAUAAGGUGGCAUUUGUCUUCUUCAUCUGCAAUGCCCUGUGGCUGGUGGCCACCUUCUUCCUGCAGACUAUCGGCACGGCUGUCAGCAUCCAGAUCCCAAAGAUUUACGUUAACGGGACGAUUGCACCAGGAGAGUACAUUUUCCUCGACCCAAUUGGACUGAUGUUUCUGCUGGGAUUCUUCACUCUGUUGCUGGUGCAGUUUUUUGCAAUGCUUUACCACAGAGUCUACACACUGAUCCACUUUGUUUCCUACACUGGAACCGAGAUUAAAGCCAUGAAGAAAGAAGCUAAACAGUCUACAGACAACCUGAACAAUAAAGUCAAGGUUUCAAACCCUGCCGAUAGGAUUCAGCCUGUGCUCAAAACGAAUGCCUUCCUGACUGAGCUGCUCAGGAUGCCGUCAACCUUCCUUUUACCAGUCACAGAACCAAGAGGUGAUUUUCUCCUGAGCACGGCAAUGGCGAUUCAGGGGGGUCUCCAGGUGUGGUUUGGGGAGAAGUUUGAUACUCCCGUCUUGAGUCCUCGCAGUCCCCUGACGCCGCGUCAUGGCCCGGGAUUGGCCGACGUCUUCCAGUAUGACCAGUGGCUGGCGGUGCGCCACGAGGCAACCCUGGUGCCCAUGCAGGAAGACCUGGCGAUCUGGCUAACAGGCAUGCUGGCAAAAUCUCUCUGA
This is a messenger RNA of Megalops cyprinoides (Indo-Pacific tarpon), 3756 nucleotides long. Its product is annotated as chitin synthase chs-2-like. Gene Ontology annotation, molecular function: chitin synthase activity. The transcript is spliced from 21 exons. Lineage: Eukaryota; Metazoa; Chordata; Actinopteri; Elopiformes; Megalopidae. The record is from RefSeq and is a predicted model, not a curated record. Gene Ontology annotation, cellular component: cell periphery; cell septum.